This is a messenger RNA of Echinops telfairi (small Madagascar hedgehog), 2378 nucleotides long. It is a transcript of the gene SMYD5, whose product is annotated as SMYD family member 5. The record is from RefSeq and is a predicted model, not a curated record. Gene Ontology annotation, molecular function: protein binding; histone H4K20 methyltransferase activity. The transcript is spliced from 13 exons. Bases 6 to 1253 code for a protein of 415 amino acids. NCBI's taxonomy places the organism in Eukaryota, Metazoa, Chordata, Mammalia, Afrosoricida, Tenrecidae.
GGAGCAUGCGGAGUGUUUGCAAGCGGGGUAGUGGCAUGAUCUUGCCCUUUUUGAUCGUGUUUUCAAAGUUAAUUGUAGGAAGAGAAAACGUGCAGGGAAAGGGGCUGUUUGCCAAACAGCUGAUCCGGAAGGGGGAAACGAUCUUCGUGGAGCGGCCGCUGGUGGCUGCGCAGUUCCUCUGGAAUGCACUGUAUCGCUACCGAGCCUGUGACCACUGCCUCCGGGCCCUCGAGAAGGCAGAGGAGAACGCCCAAAGGCUGACGGGGAAGCCAGGCCAGGUGCUGCCUUACCCAGAACUAUGCCCCGUGAAGAAGGACCUCCACCAGAACUGUCCCCACUGCCAGGCGGUGUACUGCAGUGCAGAGUGUCGGCUGGCGGCGGCUGACCAAUACCAUCGGGUCCUCUGCGCAGGGCCCUCCCAGGACGACCCCCUGCAUCCACUCAAUAAGCUGCAGGAGGCAUGGAGGAGUGUUCACUAUCCCCCUGAGACUGCAAGCAUCAUGCUGAUGGCCCGCAUGGUGGCCACAGUGAAGCAGGCAAAGGAUAAGGAUCGCUGGAUCAGGCUCUUCUCCCAGUUCUGUAACAAAACGGCCAAUGAGGAGGAGGAGAUCGUCCACAAACUCCUGGGGGACAAAUUCAAGGGCCAGCUGGAACUUCUGCGGCGGCUCUUCACAGACGCCCUCUAUGAGGAUGCGCUCAGCCAGUGGUUCACUCCUGAUGGAUUCCGGUCUCUCUUCGCUCUUGUUGGAACCAACGGCCAAGGCAUCGGGACCAGCUCCCUGAGCCAGUGGGUCCACGCCUGUGACGCUCUGGAGCUGAAGCCUCGGGACCGCGAGCAGCUGGACACCUUCACCGAUCAGCUGUACAAGGAUAUCGAGGCAGCAACUGGCGAGUUUCUCAAUUGCGAAGGAUCCGGCCUCUUUGUGCUUCAGAGCUGCUGCAACCACAGCUGCGUUCCCAACGCGGAGACCUCCUUCCCAGAAAACAACUUCCUUCUGCAUGUCACUGCGCUGGAGGACAUUAAGCCAGGAGAGGAAAUCUGCAUCAGCUACUUAGACUGCUGUCAGCGGGAGCGCAGCCGCCACAGCCGCCACAAGAUCCUCAGGGAGAACUAUCUGUUUGUCUGCUCCUGCCCUAAAUGCCUGGCAGAGGCUGAUGAACCCAAUGUGACCUCAGAGGAGGAGGAUGACGAUGAGGAGGAGGAAGGAGAACCAGAAGAUGCAGAACUGGGGGACGAGAUGACCGACGUGUGAUGCUGGCCUGCCCAGAGGGGCCUAGCCCAGACCCUGCCGGAAAAGGGGGCCCUUCCUCCAGAGAAGAGGCUUGCAAGGAAGUUGUCCCCCACCCCCAUUGCCUGCUUCCCCUGCCUGCCCCCAUUUUCUCUGUCGCUGCCAGAGGAUAGGACAGGCUGGGCCCUGGCCCUUCGUCCCCACCAGACCUCACACCCUGAACCCCACUGCUGAGCUGGCACAGGCUCCGUGUUUUCAUCGAGCCUCCCCCAAGGUGCUCCGCCCAGGCGAGAGGGACUGAAACCAACACCGACCAGUAUUUCUGCUGCUGGCUGUCGGCCCACAGCCCAUUCUUCCCACCCACCGAGGCUGGCCCCUCAGCAUUCUGCUAUCUUUUGAGGGCCUCAGAAAGGGACGCAACUCGAGAGCAGUGCUGCUCUGCACGAAUCGACAGGACCGCAGCAAGCCACAGCCAGGGCCAAAUCUGAGGAGAGCCGAUUUCACGGAAAUCCCUCCCUUCCUCCCCGGGGGAGGACUUAGCCCUCCAGAGCUGGGGCUCCCUGGGGAGGGGGAGCCUCCCCGGAUCAGGGCGAUGAUUUCUUCCCUCCUCAUGCUCUCCCAUGUGGCCCAGGCUCCCCACCUCUUGCCUCGGCCUUACGGGGCAUAGAGGAGGCCCGGCCUUCCUCAGACAGGCACGUGGGGGCCCCUGCAGCACGGCUGAGGCCUUGUGCUCCUUAAUUUAGGAUGUUCUAGAGUCUUCUAUGAGUCAGUGAGGGAGGGGCUCUCCUGGCCUCAGUCUCUAGGGUGUCCAAGAAAGAAGACAUAUUCCAGAAACAUGGAAGAGCGAGGCUGGAAGCUCUAGAGGAGCCCCACGGACCCUCUACCACACAGCAUUGGCGUGGCGCUCUGGUUGGCUGCCGCAUAAACUCCAACCCAGCACUUCCAAUUCCCUCUGCCUCCCUUCCUGAGGGCCCCAUCAGAUCCUGCCAAGGACCCCCGGGAGGGCAGGCGCCCACCACAGGCCAUUCCGUGAGUCAUGGAGCCCGUUGGACUGUGCUUGCUGGCCCUGCACCUGCUGGAUUCUCAAUCCUCCUGCACAGCAGCCAGCACCCCGCCUGCCCGCCCAGCUCAAUAAAACGUGAGUGGUGA